Messenger RNA from Spirometra erinaceieuropaei, 3101 nucleotides. The record is from the annotation of a GenBank genome assembly. NCBI's taxonomy places the organism in Eukaryota, Metazoa, Platyhelminthes, Cestoda, Diphyllobothriidea, Diphyllobothriidae.
AUGGCUCCGACGAAGAAGUAUGAUGAAUAAUGACUGCGUUUGAUCUAUAUUGCUAGCCGUGUUGGAUGCGAAUCGUUUUUUAAUGUCGUCCAUAGAAAGAAGGAUGGGAUUAUAGUAACGUCCUUUAACAUGGACCACAGCCAUGACUCGCUGCCGCCUGAAAAGGUGGACACAGAAGAAGUUUUUAAGGAGCAUGGUUUGCAGGACUUCCGCACGCUAAGUCCGUCAUCUCCAAAAAGUUAGUUUGGCGACCACUUCCUAGCACGUGUUUUAGCACAAGAGCAAGCGCUGGUUCUGCGUGCACAGUUUAAAAGACUGAUGCAAAACGGCAUUUUUAAUAGCUAUGCAGACCUGAUGUCUACAAUAAGAAAGUAUGAAAAGGUAAGUGGAGAUACGGUUACCCUUUCAAAAAUUUCAGGCAGCCAACUCGAACUUCCGCAUUUCUCACAGUUCCAGGCUGCCACAGGACCACCCGGCAUAUAGUAGAGUGAAAUAUAGGUAUAUCUACUUUGCCUGUAUCCAUGGGGGCAAAUGUCGCGGAGAAAACAUGAUUCGGAGGACUAAGUAACCCUUUUCCAGUUAAGUAAUGACGUGUCAGGUCUAAGAGGUCUGGCUGCAAAGCUAGGUUCACUGCGGUAAAAGUUGGAAGUCAACUGCAUGUGAAAUCAGUUUACAUGCUGCACAACCACAUCUGUAACCGGAUGUUGGCAUCCACGUAUCCCAGAUUCCGCCGCUCGCAGUGCGAGACCAACCGGGGUCCUACCAAAAUGAUUACUCGGAUCAGGCCCUCUGCUUCUCGGUUGCCGUAUUUAAGAAGUACGCCAUGUCUUUUUUCGGAAACAAUUCUGUAGGUUCUUUCGAGACAGAUUGCAAAAUGGAGGACCUUAGUAACAGUUGCCGGCGCAUUUUGCCCUCUGACCCGUCAACAAUGAGGAUGACGGAAGCCCUGCAUAAAAUGAGGGGAGGCUGUCUCCCUGAUUUCCUCUAUGGUGAGGAAGGGCUGGAGGCCAUGUGCUUCACAACGCCAGCCUUAAAAACCGUGUUCGCUCAGUAUGCUAAGGUGGUGCAGAUGGACGGCACCUACCGUACUAACCGCCAUGGGUUUGCGUUGUAUCACAUAGUGAUAACUGACAAGCAUGGUCAUGCGCAGUCCGUGUUUUAUGCAUUCAUACUUAGGGAAACAGCCGAAACCAUCGAAUGGAUUAUUCGAAAGUUUAGGGAAGUGAUGGGCUCUGCUACCAAGGAAAUACGAACCAUUUUUAUUGACAAAAAUGCUAGAGAGUUAAGAGCUUUUAGACGCAUUUUUCCCGAAAUUGAGAUUUCUGUUUUAUUAUGUACUUCUAACGUAAUCCAAGCGUUCAGGCGCAAAAUCACAAAGUUAUAUCUUAAAGAGAAAGCUGACUCAGCGAUGCAUUUUGUCAAGAAGGCGGUGACAACUGUUAGUCGAGCAACGUAUAAGUCUGUGAUGAAGCACAUUGAGACGAAUUUUCCGGAACUUUGGUCCUAUGUCCAGGAAAAUUGGUUGUCUUGUGAGCGCAUGUGGGCCCACCAUGCUCGAGCGCGAGUUAUCACUUAUGGUGACGACACUACUAAUAAGACCGAGAGUAUCAAUCGAGUGCUUAAACAGUGGUGCAGGGGCAACAUGUGCCUGACAGAUUCCGUAACCGGUCUGGCAACCUUUCUACAGUCGGAGCAAGUCGACAGUGCAAGUUUGGAGACAGAAGAAUACUGCAAUCAUAGGCAGUAUACUGAUUGCCCCAAACACGUUGCAGCAAUAUGCCAGAGGUUGACAGCAUAUGCGUCAGAUGUACUCCUCAAGCAUCUUGAUAUUAACAAAGGAGUUGAAAGUAGUAGCGAGCGGGUGGACGUGUGUAGCUGUCGGUUCUUUUCGAAUUGGGAGCUGCCAUGUGUCCACAUAGUAAACUGCGUAGCUGCUAAAGGAGUUGACCCUCAGGUCGCUCUGACGGGCUGUAGAUGGUUGACAAUCGGGGAAGUACUUGAAGAUCCUGAAACUAGCGAGAAUCCUGACCUACAACCAGUUACCAGUUUUUUAUCAGAUGUGGUUCUGCCUCCAUUUACCGAGACGUAUAGGUACCGCGAAGCGAUGAAGCGUAUAGACCCCAUCCUUGAAAAACUAAAAAAUUGUGGACGAAGGCGCUUUGAUGAGUUGCUUCGUAAAUUGGACGCUUUCGUCGACGAAAUCGCAAAUGGUACUGAUUCCCGCGACCAGUCGCCGCCUUACUCUGUAAAGGCGCAGGAAGACAAAUGGGGUGUUGGCGAGGGUUCGGUGGCUAGUCGCUUUGUUGUGGGGUCAGGGGACAAUAUGUUGCGUGCACAAGCUGGAGCGGGACAUGAGCAGCCCGUUUUACGGCUACACAAUGACAGGUUGCUCCCUAUCUUUCCCAUCAGCAGUCGGCCUCGUCAAGCCGCCGACGAUACCACUGUUUGUGAUCAGGGAUCGUUCAUAUAACUGUUGCUAACUAGGCUGAUAAAUCGACUUCUGGCACACUAAUAGUCCCAAGAAUUAAUAAGUGAGGCAGUUUAUGUGGUCAGCAAAACUCCGCACUCAGUCAUCCAUCAGUUACUGUGAUAGUGGGCUGUCCGCCUGUCAUACCAAAAGGCUGCAAUAUGUAAAGAUUAUAAUUUUGUACUUUUUGCUUGCCGUGCGUAUUUCCUUGGUAGAAUGGCUCUGAUUUCCUACUUUAAAAUAUGUUGCACGGCAACGCAAUACCCAGCGGCAUCUGAGCGAACGUCUGUCUACCGAACCGGCAGCACACUCAUUGGUAAGAAGAGUAAAGUUAGGAGCAUCUCCCUCAGACACAGUCCUCGAGAGACAACCUGUAAAACGGACGUCCAAAAAGCGCCACUAGCGAAAGCAAUUUCUGCAUCUUUCAUAGAACGGUUAGUUCAUCUUUCAAUAACAAAAUCCUAUUUACAGGUCGUCAGGAAGGCGAAAGUACUCCUGUUCACAAAAUCUGCCGCAGAAUGACGGCAUGUUCUACUCGACGGAAAAUAAAGUGAAAAUCAGCAGAGACUUCUACACGUAUAUGUACGAAAACUGCCAUCAGACCGGAAAAGAGCGACGCAAACCACACAGAUGA